Messenger RNA from Aspergillus novofumigatus IBT 16806, 1342 nucleotides. Its product is annotated as alpha/beta hydrolase. Gene Ontology annotation, molecular function: hydrolase activity. The record is from RefSeq and is a predicted model, not a curated record. NCBI's taxonomy places the organism in Eukaryota, Fungi, Ascomycota, Eurotiomycetes, Eurotiales, Aspergillaceae. The transcript has 2 exons. Bases 117 to 1076 code for a protein of 319 amino acids.
CCCCCUUGGAAAUACCCCACAAUGCCUCGAUCAAUGCUUUAUAAUCGCAGACCCCUCAAUGCGACUGAAGCAGAAGUGCUGUCAAUUGAGCCUACCCAAAAACAAGCGCUGCCGAAAUGCCUCUUAGCUACGAUCCGGAAUACCACAAGGCCACAGCCGAGUUCUUCUCGACUAGAUCAGGCCCGAAACCUGCUGUUCACAAUGUUGCAACUCGGAGAAGUAAUAUUACGGCCAACUACGAAGCGAUGUUUGAGAAGUUGCCUUCGGCACCCGACGUGGAACAUAGCUUUUACCCAGUGAAAUCGUACGACGGGCAUACCAUCCAAGUACAUCGGUUCUUCAAGAAGACCUCGACUCCAGCAGCUGCUGGUCCAGCCGUGCUACACACCCAUGGAGGCGGUACUAUACAAGGCGAUGUCGCCCUGUUCGUCAAGCCUCUUUCCAUCCAAGUCCAACAGACUGGGAUUCAGGUAUUCUCGGUAGACUACCGAUUGGCGCCUGAGAACCCUCAUCCGACGCCAGUAGAGGAUUGCUACGCUGGACUCACCUGGCUGUACGAACAUGCGGAGGAGUUUUCCGUGGACCGCAGCCGCAUAGCCACGAUGGGCGAGAGCGCAGGGGGACUGCUGGCGGCGGGAAUUACCCUCAUGGCCCGCGAUCGAGGAUUGGCGCCUCCGAUCGCCAAGCAGAUCCUCAUUUAUCCCAUGCUGGAUGACCGGAACACGGUGCCCAAUCCCGAACUGGAACGUUUCGCGCUGUGGGACUGUAAUGAUAACAUCACUGCCUGGACUGCGCUUCUUGGGACCGACAUUGGCAAGGACAAUGUCUCACAGUAUGCUGCGCCCGCGCGCGCAGUGAGCGUGCAAGGCCUGCCGCCCACGUACAUUGAUGUCGGGGAACUGGAUAUCUUUCGAGAUGAAGAUAUUGCCUACGCGGCCAGAAUAGCAUCCGCCAACAUCAGUGUAGAACUACACGUAUACCCUGGCCUACCUCAUGCCUUUGAGGUCUAUGCUCCGCACAUUGAGGCGACAAAACGUGCCACUGCGGAUCGAUUCAGAGCUGUCCAGACGCUUUAGAUGAUGCUGUCCAACCAGGCAGUAUUGCAUGCGACUUUUGUGCUUCUUUGAGUUUAGCAAGGCGUUUGUCCAAGAAGUGAGUGUGCGGAGCCCGAAGUGGAAAUAUUAGAACCAAGCUGCAUCCUUUGCGGCCAGUAGUCCGCAUUCCGCAGUCUAUACUCUUGUAGUCGUGGCUAUGCCAUACAACUUCCGCUGUCCCGAAGACACAGGUCCGGAUCUAAGGAUGGUCCAGGUGACUGACGACAUUCCAAAAGACAUCAUCAAGA